Messenger RNA from Lotus japonicus, 1402 nucleotides. Its product is annotated as LOB domain-containing protein 41-like. Gene Ontology annotation, biological process: regulation of gene expression. The record is from RefSeq and is a predicted model, not a curated record. The transcript has 2 exons. Lineage: Eukaryota; Viridiplantae; Streptophyta; Magnoliopsida; Fabales; Fabaceae. Bases 219 to 1169 code for a protein of 316 amino acids.
ACAGCUGCGUAUCUCAAAAUCCACUGGCUCCCCUGUUUCUCUCUCCCUCUCACUCUCAAUUCCACAACAAAUAUAUAACCCUUUACCCCACAAUUCUAUGAACACAAUCUUCUCUCUUACUCCUACAUCUUCGCCCUUCACCAACAAAUCUUCAUCAAGUUCCUCUCAACUUUCUUCUCUCAGAUUCCCAAUUGGGUCCUCGAAAUUCCACCUGAAAAAUGCGGAUGAGUUGCAACGGAUGCAGGGUGCUCCGAAAAGGUUGCAGUGAGAAUUGCAGCAUCAGACCCUGUUUGCAGUGGAUCAAGAGCCCUGAAUCUCAAGCAAACGCCACCGUCUUCCUCGCCAAGUUCUAUGGCCGUGCUGGCCUCAUGAACCUCGUCAACUCCGGCCCCGAACAUCUCCGACCAGCGAUUUUUCGUUCGUUGUUGUACGAGGCUUGCGGUCGGAUAGUGAACCCGAUUUACGGUUCUGUGGGUUUGUUAUGGUCGGGGAGCUGGCAGCUAUGUCAAGCCGCCGUCGAAGCCGUUCUGAAAGGCGCCCCGAUUACGCCGAUCACUUCUGAAGCCGCCGCCAGCGGGCGCGGCCCACCCCUCAAGGCCUACGACAUCCGCCACGUGUCUCGUGACGAGAAUUCGGCGGCGUCCAACGAAACUCAGCAGCAGCGAGUCAAGACCCGGUCCCGGGUCAAGCGAUCCGUCGCCAAGCUGAAGCCCGCCGGCGAGGAGAAGAACGGUGGCAAGCGAGCCGAAUCCUGCUCGGCUGAGCCGGUUGAAGAAGCGCGUGGCGGCGCUGGCCGGGUUGGGUGGACCGGAGAGGUGCUGAACCGGUCCGGGAGCCAUGACCAUGAGUCCUCGCUGAGCCACCAGUCGGAGGCGGCGAAUGCUGCCGCGGAGGGUGAGAGCAAAGAGAGCGAGAGCAUAGUGUCUGUGGAGACGGCGGAGAAUUCCGUCCUUUUCCGCAAUGAACCGGAGUCGAACCGGAAGCGAGUGGAUCGAACCGGAGAGAGCAGCGAGGAUCAUGUUGGUCUGGAGCUGACGCUUGGGUUUGAACCAGCGCGUGUGCAUCACGUGGUUCCGGUUAAGAAGAGGAGGAUUGAGCUGAAGGGUUUUGGUGGCUCGGCUGAGAAUGGCUCUUGCAAGAUGGAGCUGGGGCUUCAAUUACCGGCUUGAUGUUCCGGUUCAGUUUUGACUUAAACCGGCUUUCUGUGAUAUGUAGAAGAGAUCAGAACCCGUUUUGUUGUUUUCUUUUUUAUUUUCCUUUAACUUUUUUUUUUAGUAUUUGGGCUCAAUAACUCUUUUUAAUGUGAAUGCGUGCUGUCCAAGCUACAAAUAUGUAUGCAAUUUGGUUAUUGGUAUAUAUGUAGAUGAAAUGGUACAUUUUAUGAAAUGAGUUAAGUUGUUAA